Haplochromis burtoni (Burton's mouthbrooder) is the source of this 3131-nucleotide messenger RNA. RefSeq names its product ETS transcription factor ELK4 (gene elk4). NCBI's taxonomy places the organism in Eukaryota, Metazoa, Chordata, Actinopteri, Cichliformes, Cichlidae. Gene Ontology annotation, molecular function: DNA-binding transcription factor activity, RNA polymerase II-specific; sequence-specific DNA binding. The transcript has 6 exons. Bases 231 to 1673 code for a protein of 480 amino acids. Gene Ontology annotation, biological process: regulation of transcription by RNA polymerase II; cell differentiation. Gene Ontology annotation, cellular component: nucleus. The record is from RefSeq and is a predicted model, not a curated record.
UGUACGAGGGACGUUGAACGCGACAUUAUUUCCUGUUCAGAGGAUAUCUCGUCAGUGGGAGCCAAAUACAGUUUAAUGUGUUUGAUGUUCAGGCAUUUGCUUGACGUUCUGUUUGAAACUUGUUUCCUGAGCUAUGGUCGCAUAGAAAGCCCUCCGGAAAUGUUUGGGGAAUAUUUCGAUGCGGCUCGACGACUCGGAAAUUCAGCGGGCUCCGCGAGCGAGUGAGAGACAUGGACAACUCCGUCACCCUGUGGCAGUUCCUGCUUCAGCUUCUGUUGGAUUCCAACAAUGAGCAGCUCAUCUGCUGGACCAAUGACGAAGGGGAGUUCAAACUGCUGCAGGCUGAGGAGGUGGCCCGGCUGUGGGGAGCCCGCAAGAACAAGCCCAAUAUGAACUAUGACAAACUGAGCAGGGCACUCAGAUACUACUAUGACAAGAACAUCAUAAAGAAGGUGAACGGUCAGAAGUUUGUCUAUCGCUUCGUGUCCUAUCCUGACAUCCUCAAAGGAGACGUCACUCGAGCAGAGGGCGUGGAUGCGGGCGCAGGGGGUACCACUCCACUAUCGAAGAGGGCAGACGACAUUGUGCAGGAGGCCGAGUCUGGCGACAGAGCCAGGGUGGGAGUUAGCGCAGCAUCUCUGGCCUCCAGCACCAAGCAGUCGAACCGCAAUGACUACAUUCACUCUGGCAUGUACACGUCCUUCACGCUCAACUCGCUGCAAAAUGGGCGGCAGCUCUUCAAGUCUAUCAAAAUAGAGAAUCCAGCAGAGAAGAUGGCUGAGAAGAGGGCUGUCACUGCUGCUUCACAGGGCCAGGAGACGCUGCCUCAAACGCAGCAACCCACUGCUUUGCCCUCGGUCAUCAAGUUCGGGAACACCCCUCAAAAACCAGCACCAGCACUGCCUCCUCAGGUUGCUAUAGAGCCCGGCCUCAUGCCCAGCCCCUUGGAUUCUCUUCAAACUCCUCCCCGCAGGGCUGAAGACAUCAGCACACACUCCUCCCUGCCACCACAGACCAUUUACUCAUUCGAUAACAUCCGCCCAUCAGAACCAACGUUCAGCCUCCCAGAUCUGACCUCAACCAGCCCCUCGCCCAAUCUAGUGCCAGACUCUUCCCAGGAGCUGGUGAUUGACAGCGACAUUGAGUCUGGAUCUUCUCAGCCCACAGACGCUCAGGCACCGGAGCCCACAAAUUCUCAGGCACAGGAGAAGCAGAUGGAGAGCAGCGUUGUCCUGUCUGGAGAUGAGACCAGCAUGUUGGACACUGAAACCAGUUCCUCCUCAGUGAGCAGCAGCACCACAGUCAGCACCCAGAGCUCAGGAAAGGCACGCAAGCCCCCCAAAAUCCUGCAGCUCAGCCCACCAGCUCUGCUCGUCACUGCCUCUGACUUCUCCCCCAUGAAUCUCUGCAGCCCCUCACUGCCUACUGCCUCGCUCACACCAGCAAUGCUUCAGACUCCAACGCUUCUGCUGACUCCAAGCCCGCUUCUCUCCAACAUCCACUUCUGGAGCACGCUCAGUCCGGUCGCUCCACUCAGCCCAGCCACGCGACGCCAGGGAGGCCAUCUGUUCCAAUUUCCGUCGGUCGUCACCCCCCAGUUCCAGAUCCCAGUGCACAGCAUGGACGGGACCAACACACCUGGCCCCAUUUCACCGGACCCUCAGAAAACAUAGGAGUAGCCCGUCUCCUCCUCCCCUCAGUACCAACACAUUUGGACCCAGAAAGCCAGACACCUACCCUUCUCCCGCUCCUACUCCACCUUCUCCACCCACAUCCAGGACGAUGAUGUGAGAGCUGAGUGUUUAUUUCACAUCACUCUGGUGCUUUGAAGUUCUCUGCCACAGGAUUCACACUACGCUCAGGUGUGUGGAGAAGUGUCGGCAGGCCUGCUGUUUGACUGCUUUGCUGUGCUUGUUUAUUUUCAUCUUCACUAUUAUCUUAAUAAUACCAACACACUUAAACCGAGUCUGGCUUUUUUGCGGCUCCUUGUGUCACAAAAGUUGAAAGAAAGUUGUUUUUUGAAACCCCUUUUUUAUGGAAGCAGAUGUGCACGUGGACUGAACCCUCAGCAGCUGCAGUCUUCAUACCUGGACACACGGAGCAGCUGAAUCUUUCCUUUUAUAGACUCAGACCUUCUUUUCUCGUGCUAAAGUGUUCUUGCCAAACACGACACCGGGCCUGCUCACAGUGAUUCUGUUUGGUUUUGUGCUCAGUCCUUAACUUUUCCUCUAGUUUAAAGGAUUUAUUUCAACCUGCAUGUUUACCUGCAGCUCCUCUAUCUUUUAGCCAGGUCUCAACACAAAUUUAAAUGUUAAGCCUUGCCUCAGCUGCUCUGUCUUAUCGUGACAUGUGGCCAUAAUCCAAGCUGAACCAUGAACCUUGCCUCGGUGUAUCAGCUCUAGUGAAUCGUGCGUCUCUAGUAGAAUAGGUCUGAAAUCCAGCAUGAGCUGCUCUGCCUCCGGUUGGUAAAGCUUUCACGUGGGAAUGAAAGAAAGCGAAGCCAUAACUCUUUCUCCAAGCAACGACAAAUCCUUCAUUUGUAAUUCAGGCAUCAUGUUAACGGCUCUUACCAUAAGUGUCUCAAACAAACCAUGUAAGAGAAAAGCCGAGAGAAAAUAGCAUAGCAGCCACUCUACUGCCACUCCAGCAGAAACCGCUAAAGCUCAGUGAUUAAUAUGCAUAACAUUAGUUCAGUAUGGAUGAAAGCUCACCUGUGCCAACACCAGUUUAUCAUUAUCUGAUGUAGUUAUGCAAAAGACAGGUGAUGUGGAGAAGUCUCCAGUACAGCAUUAAAAUGGAUGUUUACAGCCUCUUGUUUCCUAACACUGAGGCUUCAAAAUGUUUAAACCAAAACCAAUUGGCAAUGUCGUGGAGACUGUGUCCAUUUUCUCUGUACAAUUUGUUUAACAUGCAGUAAAAAUGGCAGACAUCAUAUAUACUGGGUUAUUCUGUCAGCUGAGGUGGUGUUUUUAAAGACGUAAUAUCUUUGAGCUGAUGUAUUAGUUGAUCUUUGGUGGGAGCUUUAACCAGAAGGAUUCUUCUCCCAGGAAACAUUCCCAGCAUCUUUUACAGCCUCACUGAUAUCUGAUGUGUUGCUUGGCGUGUCAGUGCUGUUGUUGGUUCCCAGCACU